Molecule: messenger RNA, 885 nt
Organism: Bactrocera tryoni
Lineage: Eukaryota; Metazoa; Arthropoda; Insecta; Diptera; Tephritidae
Exons: 3
Coding region: 1-885 (294 amino acids)
Source: RefSeq, a predicted model, not a curated record
AUGAAUAUUGUAUGUCCACAUUGCAAUGCAUUGAAAUUCAAAAAUGAAGCCCCUGCAUUGUGUUGCGCCAGCGGCCAAGUCAAUUUGACGCCAUUGGUACCACCACCAGAGCCACUAUAUUCAUUGGUUUCCGGAAAUGGGCCAGAUUCUAAUCAUUUUUUGACUCAUAUCCAGCAAUACAAUAAUUGCUUUCAAAUGACAUCAUUUGGCGCAACAAAAGUUAUUGGAGACAAUUUUAUGCCUACUUUCAAGAUUCAGGGUCAAAUAUAUCAUCGAACAGGUUCCUUAUUGCCAAUGCCUGAUGAAGACUAUAAAUUUUUGCAAAUAUAUUUUAUGGGCGAUUCAGCAAGAGAAGUCGAUCAGCGUUGCGCACACAACAACUCAGUGAAAAGAUCCAUUGUGGAACAACUUCAAACAUUUUUCCAUCAACACAAUGAAUUAGUUGCAUUAUUCACAACUGCAUUAGACCGCAUGCCAUCAGAUAAUCAUAAAAUUGUCAUCAGAGCCGAUAAGGCGCCUGCAGGACAACAUGCUGGACGUUUUAAUGCGCCAACAAUUGAUGAAGUGGCUAUUGUCGUCGUGGGAGAAAAUUUAGAAAACCGAGACAUUGUUUUACUUCGACGGAACGAUCAACUUCAGCGUGUGUCUGAAACACAUCGAUCAUAUGAUGCCUUACAAUAUCCUGUCCUAUUUUGGCAAGGUGAAGACGGCUAUCAAUUUUCAAAUAAGAUGAUAAAUCCAGUUACAGCACCGACUGAUUUAUGGCAUAAAUACAAAGAUCAUAUGGCGGAAGAUAUAUUGCAUCAGAUGCGUCUUAGAACAUCGAGUGCAGAUUUGCAAAUGAACGAAAAAAUUCACAAUGUAGCAUUAAUUUUAAUUGAUUGA